AUGAAAAUUGGAGACAUGGAUCAUGGAUAUCAAAACACAGGAAGAACACAUGUAAUUUAAAACAAUUUUAAAUUAAACUACUGUUAUAAUUCAUUUUUUAAUAACUCGUAUAUUUGAUCAAUUGCAGUUUGGAACAAAUCCUCAACAAUUGGUAACACAUUCAUUUUGCGACAGAGCAUCACCGGUGUCUCCCGUUACAAAUAUCGGAGCGUAUGCUCCUUUUGUACACCAUUUAAAAGAUGACCCUAAUAUGAAUUCGUUGCAACGCAAAGCACAAGUCAAAUUAAAUACUAUGCCGUGAGUAAAAAUCAUUUGAUAUUUUUUAUAUAAAUAUUAAAAUUAUAAUAUUACAAUAAUAACAUUCAAAUUAGUUAAAGGAACUAAUAUUAUACUGUAUUAUUUUAUCCAGACCAUUUUGAAUCUUAAUUCAUAAAAUUAAUACUAACUAAAUUAAUUAACGUCUAAUUUACAAUGAAUAAAAUAAAAACUAAAUACAAUAAAAUAAAGUAAUACUUGUGUGCCAUAUCAUAAGCAUAGUCAAAUCUAUGGCACACAGGGAUCUGAAGUGUUGAAUAAAUUUAAUAUCUUAAUAAUAAAAUAGAAACAAUAUUAUAUAAAUAUUUGUAUUCCUGAAUUUAGAGAAAAUAAAACUAUAAAAAAUAUAGUUAUUUGACUGAUUAUUCCAUUUAAUUUACUACCUUAAAAGACUAUGAAACAAAAAAAUUACUGAUUCAAUUAUUAGAUAGUUAAUUAAUAUAACUAUCGGUGAUACUAAAAUUUGUAUAUGUGGAUUCGUUGAGUCUGAGUGAGAUAGUUGUGUGAUAUCACAAGAUCACACCAUGCAUCUGCAGUUUAUAAUUUUAAACAGAAAUUGUAAUUGCGUUAUAGGUUAUUUAUUUAUCUUUUUAUAUUAUUAUAAUAUAUGUUAUAUUCAACAAAAAUAAAAAAUUAAGACAGUUAUCAUAGGUUUGUGGGUUUUCCUGAAUAGUGGUGUUUGUUUUGUUGUUUUAAAGUACAUUUAAAAUUAAUUUAAUUAUUAUUAUACACUCUUGGUCUACUGAUCAAGUAGUAGUAAACCUAAUACAUUUAUUUUAUAAACAUCAAUCGUUUCCAUUCAUUUUAUAAUGAUCCUCUAUUUAUACUCAAAUUUUUUUAUUUAUUUUUUUGAAUAUCAGUCAUAUCAAUAUCGUUCACAGUGGGCUCAAAACUAUAUGGGUUAUUAAGAUAUUUCAAUAUUUGUAAUACGCUGUCAAAAUAAGAAUUUAACAAAUAAAAACUAUUAUAAAACUUAUUUAGUUUAUGUAAGAAUAAUCUUAUAAUAUAAUAUAUACCCAUAAAUAUUUCAACUUUAUAUGAAAUAUGUAGGUAAUUAACAAAUUUUCAUGAUUAAUAAUUAUUAUAAUUUAUUGUUUUACAUCAUUUUUGUUUUUUUUGUUUUUUCGUUUCAUAACCCUUAAAGUAGCAAUUUCUUUAUUAGUAAUUAUUAUUUUGAUUUUUAUAUUUAUUUAUUAAGUUAAUAUUAUUAUACAUUGUAUGCCAAAAUAUUCAGCUCUUAUUAUGUGAGAUGAAAAGAAAAUAUUUAAUCAUUUUUCUUAAUGUAUAUUUUUACUAUUUCAUGUGUUUAUAAGACGGACACAACAAAUGCAUGUGUAGCAUCUUUUUAAUUUUAUAAUUAAUAAUUGUUUGAUAUAAUUUUACAUAUUUGACUACAAAAAUACUAUUUACAAUUAUUUUAUUUAAUUAAGUACUUGUUUUAAAUUAUUAUUGGUGUAAUACUUAGAUGGUUUCAUGGAAAAAUAUCAAGAGAUUUGGCUGAAGACUUGUUAACCCCAAAAGAGAAUGGUUUGUUUCUGGUAAGAGAGUCCACUAAUUACCCAGGAGAUUAUACACUUUGUGUUUGUUACCUUGGAAAAGUUGAACAUUACAGAGUAAAGUAUAAAGAUAAUCAUUUAACAAUUGACGAUGAAGAAUUUUUUGAAAAUCUUUCACAAUUAGUAGAAGUUAGUAAUCAUAUUAUAUUAAGUAUACAAAAAAAAAAAAAAUUAAAUUUAUCAACAUAAAAAUUCUCAAAUACAUUAUGAGGAAAUUUUACUAGUUUUGGAGCUCUUCUGCUCAUAGGUAUAAUGGCUAUCAAUAAUAAUAACUUUUUUAUUAUUUGACAUAUAGCAUUACCAAAACGAUGCUGAUGGGCUGUGUACACAAUUAAUCAAAUGUCUGCCUAAAAAAGGUAAACAAGAAUUUUGCAUUGACACUAAAUCCUUUAUUGAUGCUGGAUGGGUUAUACAAGAACAUGAAUUACAGGUUUGAAAGAAUAAUGUAUAUUAUAUAUUUAAUUUUUUAUUAAAUUAAAUUGUUUAUUUUAUUCUAGUUAAAUGAAACAAUUGGCAAAGGAGAAUUUGGUGAUGUUUUAUUAGCAAUGUACAGAGGAGAAAAAGUAGCUGUUAAAAUGCUUAAGGAUUCUAGCGUAGAAGCCCAAAAAUUCCUCACAGAAGCUUUACUCAUGACGUAAUUAUAACAUAUUAUGUUUGAUGUUAAGGGUUAUUAAAAACUUAUUAUUAUAAAAGCAACUUUAAUUUAAAACCACUAUAUGCUUAAAAAUUAAUAUUCUAUUAUUAUUAUUUCCAUAAACAUAAUUUAUCUAACUAAGAAAUUUAUUUAAAUUUAUAUUACUACUCUAUUAUUUUAUAAUAUAUUUGCUUUUUUUUGAAAAUAUUUAAUGUAUUAUUAAAUUGUAAUUGUUUUAUAGUUCUUUACGGCACGAAAAUUUAGUUGAACUACUAGGACUAGUAUUAAAUGAAAAACAUUUGUUACUGGUUACUGAGUACAUGGGAAAAGGAAGUCUUGUUGAGUAUUUACGUUCGAGAGGAAGACUUCAUGUAACUAAAAAAGAUCAAAUUAAUUUUGCAAAGUAAGUAGCAUAUUUAUAUAUAAAUCUGAGCAAAAUUACUGGUAGAAAAAUUGUUCACAGAUAAAAAAAUAAACAUUAUUGUAAAACCAAUUCAUUUCUCACUCCACUCAGAAUCUGAAACUAUUAUCUUUCUACAACAGAUAGUUCUGAUGCUCCCAUGAAUGUUUAUACAGAAUGGCUUCACUUAAAUUGUUUUAUAAAUUCAUAAUAUUGAAGUUAACCUAAUCUAUGGUUUUUUUUUAGUGACACUUGUAGUGGUAUGGAAUACUUGGAGUAUAGAAAAGUUGUGCAUAGAGAUUUAGCUGCUCGUAAUGUAUUGAUAUCAGAAGCUGGAGUGGCCAAAGUUGCAGAUUUUGGACUAGCGCGGGAAGAAAAUUAUAUUGUAGAUGCUGGAAAACUGCCCAUUAAGUGGACUGCACCUGAGGCCCUUAGACAAGGAGUAAUUUGUAAUAAAAAAAAUUGUAUAUAUUAUAUUUAUUUUCAAUUUUUUUUUUCAGUUGUUCUCAAAUAAAUCAGAUAUGUGGAGUUUCGGAGUUCUAUUAUGGGAAAUUUAUUCAUUUGGUCGAGUUCCGUACUCAAGAAUAGUAAGUACUACAAAAUUUUCGUCAUAUUUAUCAUUAAAAAUAUUCUUCUUCUCCUUUGCCUUCAUCUCAACUAUUUAGAGGCGUCCACUGUCAUUCCUAUACUUUCAAUUGACCAGUUAUCAUAUCUUACAUACAUCGGCUAUCCACAUAUCACUCAAAAUUGCAUCCAACUAUCUCCUUAUCAGUUUUCGUCUUCUAUUUUGUUCUGUGUUUAUUAUCAUUACAAUGCUUACUGUUAUCAUAGAAGAAUAUUAAUAAAUUAAAACUUUUUUUUUUAAACAGCCAUUGGUCGAUGUAGUAAAGCAUGUAGAAAAAGGCUAUCGCAUGGAAGCUCCAGAGUGCUGUCCUCCUGAAAUUUAUGAAAUCAUGAGACAAGUAAGACUAUUGCAAUGACAUAGUUAUUGAAUGGUGAUUUUAAAUGAUAAUAUCUAUACUGUUUGUUAUUUAUAGGCAUGGGACUUAUUGCCAGAACGGAGACCAACAUUUAAAGAUGUUAAAAUAAAAUUAGCACAGUUAAAAGCCGUAACUAUUAAUUAA
Messenger RNA from Cinara cedri, 4029 nucleotides. NCBI's taxonomy places the organism in Eukaryota, Metazoa, Arthropoda, Insecta, Hemiptera, Aphididae. The record is from the annotation of a GenBank genome assembly.